UAACACACUAGCCUUUCAGAGCCGUCUAAAUAAUAAAAGUCCAAGGGAAUCCCCAAACUGGAAUAUCCCUAGUAAACAAACAUGGCGGCGACGUAACAGAACUCUGACAACACAUGACAGACACAAUGAUUUAACAGGGCGUCCUUGAUAUCAGUAAGUAACUUUGUUCUUCAAUGGAUGAGGUUCACGUGGAUGAUCCACACUCCAUAUUAGGAGCAGAAGCAGAUGAAAUGACAGAUCUUCAACCGGCAGUCAACCAGAUUAGAGAAAAUAUGUUGACCAGAUUGUCUCAGACAGAAGCUCAUUUUAAGCACCAGCAACGAGGUGAGGCAGACCUGUCCUGUGAAGACAAGAAGGAGAUUGCAAUCAGUAUUCUAGAAAAAAGUCCUUCGUUGUUCUUAGCACGGUUUGGUGCUUACCUUGGAGCAGAUGAUCUGGAAUAUUUCCGAGACAAGUCUGAUGAUUAUGAAAUACAGUUCUACUUGAAACAGAUAAAGAAAGAGAGGAGUACAACUUAUUCUGCUAAUAGGGUUAAGAAUCGUCGCUAUAAAGCUAUGAAGCAGCUGAUUGAGAGAGGAGAGUAUUUUAGUGAAGAUUCCAUGAAGCAUCGUGACCCCUACCUGUAUGAGCAGCUGAUUGGUCAAUAUUUAACAGAUGAAGAAGUUCAAGGUCAGGUCGACAAGUCUGACCUCCGUUUCUCAACCAUUCUUCUCAAACAUAUGGAUCAACUUGAGGAGAAUGAGGUGUUCAAAUUACAGAAGGACACCGAGGACUCUCAGUUUGAAGAAGAAGAUGAAGAUAGCGAUGAAGAGGAAGAAAUGGAAAAAGAAGAAGAGGAGAUUUCAGAUGAGAAGAAAUUAGAAUUGAGAGAGGAAAUGUACAGAAUUAUGCAGGAGAGAUUUCUAUCAGGGCAGGAACAUCAGUUUGACUACAGUGAAGUGGAUAAUAAUACAGACUAUGAUGACCUAGAUCUUUUGGACAAAGAUGAAGAAGAGAGAUACUUUGAUUCUGAAGAACCUGAGGAAAUUUCUGUUCCUGAAAUCACAGAUCUUGCCAACACAAUGAUAAUAGACAGUAAUGAUGAUCACAUAAACAGCAAAGACGGUGUAGACAUUGAUGGAGCAGUGACUAGCAUGUCCGGUUCAGGGACACAAACAGUGAAAACAAACUUAAGGGAUAAUUCCCUGGAAGAAAAUGUCACAUAAAUAUACUUGUAAUACACUUUA
Molecule: messenger RNA, 1226 nt
Organism: Ylistrum balloti
Lineage: Eukaryota; Metazoa; Mollusca; Bivalvia; Pectinida; Pectinidae
Product: coiled-coil domain-containing protein 97-like
Exons: 5
Coding region: 174-1205 (343 amino acids)
Source: RefSeq, a predicted model, not a curated record